Molecule: messenger RNA, 3322 nt
Organism: Boleophthalmus pectinirostris (great blue-spotted mudskipper)
Lineage: Eukaryota; Metazoa; Chordata; Actinopteri; Gobiiformes; Gobiidae
Gene: ikzf5
Product: IKAROS family zinc finger 5
Exons: 4
Coding region: 411-1685 (424 amino acids)
Biological process (GO): regulation of transcription by RNA polymerase II
Molecular function (GO): RNA polymerase II cis-regulatory region sequence-specific DNA binding; DNA-binding transcription factor activity
Source: RefSeq, a predicted model, not a curated record
UUUGUGCCGAUGCAACCAGGCGAACUUUAACCCUAAAUAAAACAGGAUUUGGGUUUUUUUUCUUUUGAUUAAUUGUUUUAAAACGUCAAGGGAAUUUCUUUUUUUUUUCGUUUGUUUGAUGGUAAAUGGUAUAAUAUUGCCUUGGCUUCCCAGUGCUAUGUAUAGAUUUUAAAGAUGCUUUGUCCACGUAAGCUAGCAUUAGCUCUAGCUUAGCUUCGAUAGCGUUAGUAACAAAAUGUCAAAGACAAGAGGUGCGUAAGACUGAGCCAGUCAAAAGACAUUUUAUUGCGUUGUUUUCCUGUUUCUCUAAUAUUGUGGAUUAUCAUCAAUGUGCCUGUACAACAUAUAAACAUACAGCACCGCAAGUUUUACCUGUUCAACAUUUAAAGAGUUUGCACCAGUCUGCAUCCAUGGGGGAGGAAAAGCCAGACACUCUGGACUUCGUGAGAGAUUUCCAAGAGUACCUCAGCCAACAGACUCAACACGUCAACAUGAUCUCAGGCUCCGUGAGUGGCGUUAAAGAGGAAGAAGAACUACCUGCUGACUGCACCCAGAAUGGCUUAGAACAUGCCUCUGUGGAAAUGUCAUUAGAGGACAGCUCAGGGAUCUUGGUUGAUGGUUUUGAGAGGACCUACGAUGGCAAACUGAAGUGCCGCUACUGUAACUACGCCACAAGAGGCACUGCACGUCUAAUUGAGCACAUCCGAAUCCAUACAGGAGAGAAGCCUCACCGUUGCCACUUGUGCCCCUUUGCCUCAGCGUAUGAGCGACAUUUAGAAGCCCACAUGAGGUCCCACACAGGAGAGAAGCCCUACAAGUGUGAGCUCUGCUCCUUCCGCUGUAGUGACCGCAGUAACUUGUCUCAUCAUCGACGCAGACGACACAAACUUCUGCCAAUGAAAGGAGCCCGCUCACUUUCUCACAAGAAGAUGCUGAGUGUUCUACAAAAGAAAGCUAGUUCACUUGGCUACGGUCGUCGACUGCUUAUCAACUUCAGCCCUCCCUCGAUGGUUGUACAUAAAGCUGACAAUGUUAGUGACUAUUCACAUGAGCUGCCACAUCUACGGCAGGAGGCAUAUGAUAACCAGAGUCGUCCAGGUGAAGAAGGGCUGUCUGUGAACCAGAAUCACCAUCACCAUGAUAUGGUCAUGGAAAAUCCACUGAACCAGUUGUCAACUUUGGCAGGCCAACUGGCCAGCCUCCCUUCAGAGGCCCAGGUGCAGACACAGGGGCCCAUGUCUCCAGGAGCAGAAUCUGUUGUGGAUGAGAAACCUUUCCUCAUCCAGCAGCCUCAUCCUGCUACAGCUCCUGUGGCGGUCAGUGCAAGCAUGGCACAUGCCUCCUCCUCUUCUCCAAUCACUCCAGAGCCCCGCGCCCCUCCUCACAGCAACUGCAGUCCAGGUGGAGUGCCUUGUAGUGAGCACAGCGGGCACAACAGUACUCCAAGCAUCUCCAACAGCCAACCCAGCACUCCAGCUCCUGGUUUGUCUGCUCCCCUGCAGGACCCCCAUGCAUUGCAUCACUGCCAGCACUGUGACAUCUACUUUCCUGAUAACAUCCUUUACACCAUCCACAUGGGCUGUCAUGGCUACGAGAACCCUUUCCAGUGUAACAUCUGUGGCUAUAAGUGCAAGAGCAAGUACGACUUUGCCUGCCACUUUGCCCGAGGGCAGCACAAGCAGUAGAAACAUUUCAGACUCCUCAGUUGUUUAUUCAAUUUUAUAGUCUUUUUAUUUAUUGGUCCUAUACUCGGCCUCAAUGUAGCUUAGCUUUUUCACGUUGUGCUUUCACAGGAAAACUUUCUUGUUUUCUUUUGUGUAUUUAACAAUCACCAUUGAAGUGUUUCAUUAAAGGUGCAACAUGUUAGCUCUGUUAGCAGAGAAUUAUAGAUUUAAACUUACAUUUAAAUGUAUCAUGAUUAACUUUCUCACAUUUACACAUUUUAGUCUCUAACCUAGUUAUAGUGUAAAGUGAAAACUGAGAUAGGUUUUAAUCUUCUAAAUUCUUUGUAAUGCACCUUUUUAAGAAGGAACAGUGUUCUGAGUUGAGAAAUUACUUUGGGGUGUUUAAGACCUUUUUAUUAAUCAUUGGAAAGCAUUCCUCUUAUCUUUCUGCAGUAGAAAAAAAACUGGGCUGCAUUCCAUAAUUCAUACCCAAAUUAAUUGUAAACAUCAUUAGAAUAGUAGUCAUAUAAUACCUGAAAUGAAUGAAGAUUGAGAGAGCCUGUUCUAAUUAGAUUUUUAAUUGAGCUGUGGUUGAAGUUGAGAAGAUACUCUAUAGUCUUCACCUACAUGGCUGAAAAAAAAAAAAGUUUUUGUUACAGUGCCUGAAUAGAACAUCGUUUGUUAAUAGUUAAUAUAACUUUUUUUAAAAUUUUGAUAAGGUUAUUUUGGGAUGGCAAUUAUCUGUCCUAUAGUUUUUUGCCAAUAUUUUGUGCUAUGAUGCUGCUUACUUUGAACUACUGUCACAACAUAUUUCCUUACUUUCAGAGGACUAUUUUUAUUUCAGAUAUCAUUAUGUUGCAUUACCUCUUUUACCGAUAUGACAUUGUAUGUCAUUAUUUAGUAUCCAGUAGCUAGGACAGAAUCAUCAUGUAUUGCGUUUCACCUUCAGAAUUGCCACGUAGCGUCAGGGAUGCCACAUUUUAUCCUUUGUCAUUAUCACUCCCAUCAAAACUUGUGGAGCCCAGGACUUUUCUGAAUAUUUACUCAGUAUUGUAUUGUUUUGAUUGUUGUUAUGUGUCAAAACAUGUUGCAGUGAGAUUUCUAAUUCACAGAGUGUCUUUAAAACUGUUGUGUGCAUUUAACAACAUACUAAAGCACUGAUUCUUAACCAUAGGGGCCCAUGGCAGGGCUGUGUGUGUAAUGUAACUAUAAAGUCAUGUGAGUGGUCCACAGUAGGACUGAGCAGUAUGGCAAUUAAAACUUUGUGAUCUGAUCCCAGUAACAUUGCAAUUUUGGUGAUAUUUUGAUUGGUGAGUGACAAUUAAAUUGUGAUCAGAGUCAGACUAUGAAAAUUGUGAUACAUUUUUAGACUAUUUGUCACCCCUAGUUCCCAGGUUAUUUUGUACUGGAAAAGUUGGGCCCCAGCAGUCAGAAGGUUAAGAAUCCCUAUACUAAAAGGACCAGAUACUCGUCAAUGCCUACCAAUGAUAGGGGACAUCCCAUACAGACUGCCUUACUUGGUUUGCAAAUUGUGUUGUAGUCGACUAGAUAAAACUGAAUGUGGAUGCCUUUUGGCUAUGCUUCAUCCCUCUGGGAAUAAAAAUCAUUUUAUUGUGGGACUGACAAACCUAAUUUAUAAGUAAAGUGUUUUUAAUCCA